AUGAAGGUGAUUGCUGCUUACAUGCUCGCUCGAUUGGGAGGGAACACCAAUCCUUCUGCCAAUGAUCUGAAGAAACUUAUCGAAUCAGUUGGAGCUGAGGUUGAUGGAGACAGAAUCGAAUUGUUCUUGUCCCAAGUCAAUGGAAAAAAUAUCACCGAGCUAGUUGCAUCCGGUAAAGAGAAGUUGGCAUCUGUGCCUUCUGGCGGUGACGCUAGUGCUGCAGCUCCUCCUGCUAUUGCUGAGGAGACAAAGGAAGAGAAGGUUGAAGAAGAGGAGGACGACUUUGAUGAACCUCUUUUCGGUCUCUUUGGCCCCGACAACUAA
This is a messenger RNA of Rosa rugosa (rugosa rose), 324 nucleotides long. Its product is annotated as large ribosomal subunit protein P2-like. The transcript has a single exon. Gene Ontology annotation, cellular component: cytosolic large ribosomal subunit; ribosome. Gene Ontology annotation, biological process: cytoplasmic translational elongation. Gene Ontology annotation, molecular function: structural constituent of ribosome. Bases 1 to 324 code for a protein of 107 amino acids. The record is from RefSeq and is a predicted model, not a curated record. NCBI's taxonomy places the organism in Eukaryota, Viridiplantae, Streptophyta, Magnoliopsida, Rosales, Rosaceae.